This is a messenger RNA of Nematocida parisii ERTm1, 1782 nucleotides long. RefSeq lists its product as uncharacterized. The record is from RefSeq and is a predicted model, not a curated record. The transcript has a single exon. The coding region runs from base 1 to 1782 and encodes 593 amino acids. NCBI's taxonomy places the organism in Eukaryota, Fungi, Microsporidia.
AUGGGUAUUAUGGACAAAAUUUCAGAAGUAGCACAGCAUUCUGAACAAAGCAAUAAAAACAAAGAUAAAGAAAAAGAAACAGGCGAAACGACGCAGGGCACUGCAGAAAAAGAAGAAAAAAAAGAAAUAGAAAAAAAAGCAAACGAUGUAAUAAACCGGCCUAGCAAAGAUGAUGUAAUAAACACCAUAGCAGAAAAGCCAAAAACUGGCAAGUCAUUGAAGGAAAAGCUAAUUUCUUCACAGGACGUAGAGGUACACAGAGAAAGCACUGGUGUAAAGGGUGGGCUAAGUAUAUCUGGCAGCUCAAAGCAAACAAUAGAUCCAACGAAAGACACCAAAAAAACAGAUGAGAAUAAGUCUAUAGGCCUGAUAAACAAAGAGUCCAAGCCAGUGAGCUCAAUACAUACAUCUGCACUGAAGGGGGGAUUAGAGAAUAAAGUAGGGGACAAAGACAUUAAUUCUGGAAAGAUUAGCAAGCCAAUAGAGUCAUUUAAUGUUGCAGGUGGGGUAGGAUCUGGGAUAGCCGAUCACAUAAAAUCAAAGAAGCACAGUGAUUUACAGGGGAAGCAGAGCAAGCCAAUCAUUGUAGAUACAAACUCCGGUAAAGUAGAGAAAAAGCACAAGUCACACGAUUCACCAGAUGAGGAAGACACCUCUGUAGUAGAGCACUCACACACCAGUAAGAAAGUCAAGACUGAAGAGAGUAUGAAAAAAUCAGAAGAGUCGAAGAAAGCAGAGGGAUCGUCUGAUGGGCAAAAGGAAAGCAGUAAUAAAUCAGAGCAGAAUGCCAAGCCAGGAGAGUCUGAUGCUUUAAGCAUAGGAACCUCUAGUGGCUUAAGCGGAAAUGCUACGCAUCACGCCACCAAUCCGUCAGAGAGUGGCAAACCACACACAUUAAGUGAAAGCGCAGAGCACAGUAAAACAGAAGGUGCUGCAGCAAAGACUAAUCCAGAAAAGGAAAGUUCAGAUAAAUCGCUUGGAGCUGGCAUAGCAACAGCGGCAGCAGCAUCUACUGCGGCAAAUGGCAGUUCAGCUGGCACCAGAGAUGUUUAUGGAAGCACUGCUUCUGGCAAUUCUACAGUAAGCAGAGAGACUAGUGUAAGAAACGAAACAUCUGUCUCUGAAAAUGAAAGGACAUCGACUCACGAGACUACUGAAAGAACAGUAACCGAGAAAACAGCCCCAAUCACUCGUACAGAAGCAAUGGCCAUAGGAGCAGCAGGCGCUGCUGUCCCACUUGCUGCAGCAGGCGCAGUCGCUGCCUCUGGAAAUAGAAAUAAUGCCAUGGAAAACAGUUCUGCACAACCAGCAGCUGGCAAUGGGCUAGCAAGAAGUGAAUCUACUACAGCAGGUACAGUUGGCCAAGGUGAUGCCUCUAUACCAGAGAAUGCCCCAGCACCUGCCAGCCAAGAACACAAAGCCUAUGAAACAAAGCCAGAAUCAAGCAGUGACUCUCUUUUAACACAAGACAGAGACAGUGGAGACCUUCUCUAUGAAACAGACCUCUACAAAAAGCGGUAUUUCCUUCAGUUUUUAUGGACUAAAAGACACUUUACUCUUUCAAAGGAUGGUAUAAUGAAGUACUACAGAAAUGUCAACAGCAAGAGAAGGGGUGAGUUUGAUAUUAAUGAGUACUUUACAUCAUUUAAAGCCACAGAAGUCAAAAAGGGGAAAUAUCCUUACAGAAUCUCCCUGGUCAGUGAUAAAAGUGACGAUUUAGGAUUUGAAACAAAAGAGCAGAGAGAUGAAUUCUUAUACUGGCUGGAUAAGGCAGCAGAAUAA